CAUGGUGGCCACCGAGGGGCUGCGCGAGAUGGAGGGCAGCGCGCUGCGCCGGCUCGUGGGCCGCGACGAGGCCGGGGCCGGCGGCGCCGCGCGGUGCCUGGUGCUGGACUGCCGCCCCUUCCUGGCGCACAGCGCCGGGCACAUCCGCGGGGCGCUCAACGUGCGCUGCAACACGAUCGUGCGGCGGCGGGCCAAGGGCGCCGUGAGCCUGGAGCAGAUCCUGCCGGCCGAGGGCGAGGUGCGGGCGCGGCUGCGGGCCGGGCUCUACGCCGCCGUCGUGGUGUACGACGAGCGCAGCCCGCGCGCGGAGGCCCUGCGCGAGGACAGCACCGUGGCGCUCGUGGUGCGCGCGCUCCGUCGCGACACGGCGCGCGCCGACAUCCGCCUCCUGGCAGGGGGCUAUGAGCGCUUCUCCUCGGAGUACCCUGAAUUCUGCGCAAAAACCAAGUCCCUGAGCAAUGUGUCACCCCCCACCAGCGCUGAGCCCCUGGAUCUGGGCUGCAGUUCCUGUGGGACCCCCUUCCACGACCAGGGUGGGCCUGUGGAGAUCCUUCCCUUCCUCUACCUUGGCAGCGCCUACCACGCAGCCCGGCGGGACAUGCUCGACGCGCUGGGCAUCACAGCCCUGCUGAACGUCUCCUCAGACUGCCCCAACCACUUCGAGGGGCACUACCAGUACAAGUGUAUCCCCGUGGAGGAUAACCACAAAGCUGACAUCAGCUCCUGGUUCAUGGAGGCAAUCGAGUACAUUGACUCAGUGAAGGAGUGCUGUGGCCGUGUCCUGGUGCACUGCCAGGCUGGCAUCUCCCGCUCGGCCACCAUCUGCUUGGCGUACCUGAUGAUGAAGAAGCGCGUCAAGCUAGAGGAGGCCUUCGAGUUUGUCAAGCAGCGCCGGAGCAUCAUCUCCCCCAACUUCAGCUUCAUGGGGCAGCUGCUGCAGUUCGAGUCGCAGGUGUUGGCCACUUCAUACGCAGUGGAGGCCGUCAGCCCCUCGGGGACGCUGCGGGAGCGGGGCAAGGCCACCUCCACCCCCACCUCGCAGUUUGUCUUCAGCUUCCCGGUGUCUGUCGGUGUCCAUGCCACCCCCAGCAGCCUCCCCUACCUGCACAGCCCCAUCACCACGUCGCCCAGCUGUUAGCUCAGGGCCGAGGCCAGCCGGGCAGGCAGUGCCAGGCGUGCAGGGGCGCGGAGCCCCGUGAUGUUAAGCAAUAGUGCCGGACGCUGCCAUUCACCCUGGACUCGGCAUCUUUUUCGUAGAGAAAUUUCUUACCUCAUCUUGGUUUGUUUGCUUUUUGUUAUGUUUUGAGAGCACGAAGUUGUAAAAGCCACAAACCUUGACACUGUCCAGGCUCUUUGGGGGAGGAAAAAAAUAGUAUACUGGGUUUCCUCAAGUGCCUGGUCUUCACGUGUUUCCAUCCCUAUUUUACUGUCUUGUUUU
Onychostruthus taczanowskii (white-rumped snowfinch) is the source of this 1438-nucleotide messenger RNA. It is a transcript of the gene DUSP4, whose product is annotated as dual specificity phosphatase 4. Bases 2 to 1138 code for a protein of 378 amino acids. The record is from RefSeq and is a predicted model, not a curated record. Gene Ontology annotation, molecular function: MAP kinase tyrosine/serine/threonine phosphatase activity; protein tyrosine/threonine phosphatase activity. Gene Ontology annotation, cellular component: nucleus; cytoplasm. Gene Ontology annotation, biological process: endoderm formation; negative regulation of MAPK cascade; protein dephosphorylation. The transcript has 4 exons. NCBI's taxonomy places the organism in Eukaryota, Metazoa, Chordata, Aves, Passeriformes, Passeridae.